This is a messenger RNA of Akanthomyces muscarius, 837 nucleotides long. RefSeq lists its product as uncharacterized. The record is from RefSeq and is a predicted model, not a curated record. Lineage: Eukaryota; Fungi; Ascomycota; Sordariomycetes; Hypocreales; Cordycipitaceae. The transcript is spliced from 5 exons. The coding region runs from base 1 to 837 and encodes 278 amino acids.
AUGGGUGCUGACUCCCUCCCAACGCCGCCUGCCGGCCCGCUGCUCUCCGAAGAAUCGGCUACCCUUCUCCGGGAGCUGGGAGACUACUUUACCCGUACCGCCCAGAUGUGGUCAACAAUGACGCAUAAUCUACUCCAAGGCCCACACAUUGAUCAUAUUUCCAUAGACGUCAACACACGCUCUAAUAAUCAAACCGGUUUGGCGGACCUCAUGACCUCUGCUGUGGUUGACGUUGAACUCAGUCGUUUACGGAAGAUACGGGACUUGACAGCCAAGUUCUCUCAAGACGUCCAGGCCGUCUGGCGUCCUGAUACUGGCUCUUUGGACUCUGCCUCACCUAAUCAAGUCGCCCGCAAUGGACAAGUUCCACUCGCCAAUAUACUUUGUCCUACACCAGCCCAAAAUGCCCAUCUCAUGGGUCAUGGCCACCCUGCCAAUGACAACUUGAGCACGUUGGCUGGUGGAAUGACUGAGCAGAUGGACCUUAGCAACGAAGACGACUCAGAGUCUGACACAGGCGAUGAGGACCUCUUCGCCGGUAUCAACAUGGACGCUCUCAAACAGAGAGGAAAGGGCUCGCACAUAUGCCCCAAGGGCCCGAGAUGCGACAAGGGUGGCGUGGACAAAGACGGCAACGUUAUCGUCUUUGACCGCAACUCGUCAUUUGCACAACAUUGUAAUAAGCACCGCAAGCCUUGGGUGUUGCCUGACUGGUUCACGGGUCAACCGUGCAUGGCCUCGUGCUGCACUGAUCCACGUUUGAUGCAAAAGCCAUGCAGCCGCCGCUCGCCACGAGGCAGCGCCGGCCACUUGACCAAGCAGCAUAAGUCGGUGUGA